Messenger RNA from Clunio marinus, 1579 nucleotides. Lineage: Eukaryota; Metazoa; Arthropoda; Insecta; Diptera; Chironomidae. The record is from the annotation of a GenBank genome assembly.
UGGUCUGUAUCAUUGUGCUAGUUUCUCUCUUUUUUUCUUUGCAUACUUGCUGGGCCAUGCCGAGCCUUCUGAGCUGAAUAAACUUUAAGAGAUUUUUCAUUCAAAUUUGAUUAGUCGCCAGGUAAAGACGUGAAUAACUUUAAGUGCUAUAAGUAAACCUUCCACGAAACAUCGAUAACCAAAUAUUUGAUUUGAAUACCUUAAACAAGUGUUACUAGGUCGAGUUGUGGUCGCCAGGAAUAUCGAUGAGCUAACAGUAAAUACCAAAGGAAAGAAGAGAAAAAUAAAUAGUGAAGUGUGAUAAUCAAUUUAUUUAAAUCUGAAAUCGAAAGUGUUGUGAAGGUCGUAAGAAAUAAAGAAAGGAAAAAAAGAAUUUAAAGUGAAACAUAAAAAGAAGAAGAAAAAAUGAAAUUUAAAAGCUUCAUUCUGCCGUGCUGCUUCUUGAACUACAUUCUUAUCAUAUUUUUAAUUGGAAUCGUCGAUGGACCGUCAAAGGCUGUUGCGCACCUUCAGCCUUCGUUUGAGCUGCCAGUUCAAUUAAUUGGAUUUCCUGUGAUAGUUCUGUCAGUUAGAUUCGCAAACUUUGUUAAAAAACUUGCGUAUUCAAUUAAUCCACGCACUUACAUGGGUAGAAGUCGUCGACAAGCAAACAAUUACAAUGAUGGUGACAUCUCCAUUUCGGCAAUCAACGUGGCACAAGCUGAACGUCAAAUAUUAGCCGAGUUUGGACCAAAAGCUUGCAUUCUUGAAGAGCCUUGCAGAAUUCAUGCAACAAGAAAGGCAAAACGCGGUGCACAACCUGAUUGGAGUGAUAUUUUGAGUCAUUACAAAGUGCAAUCAAAUGGAAUGAAACAAUGGUACUUGCUGUCAGUUUUCAUCGGUGAUGAGAUUCGAGAUCCAGCAUUGUGCAAACAACUUUCAAAGCGAAUGGCAUGUAAUCGAAACAUCAAAGUUCCAAUUAGAGACUAGAGAGCGAAGCACUCUUUUCAUCAUUUUUAAUUUAUUUAUUUGUCGACAUUUUUAUAACGAAGCGACAUCUUUUUGACAUUGAAUCAACGCGCUGAACUUAAUUGAGUGUGAUUGAAGGUUGUUUGACUGUUUAGGAAGUGGAAGGAAAGAAUUUGUUUCGUCUUUGGAAUUCAAAUGGGGUACAAAAAUAUUUGCAAACACAAAUGCAGAUCAACUUUCUUUCUCACUUAAUUAAGUUGUUAGUAAUAAAAGCCCAACAAAUUAUUUUUCGAAUAAGGAAACUAGUCAAACGCGAAUGAUUUCUUAGAAUGGGAGAAGCAGUUAACAGCGGAACGAUCAGUUUUAUGCUCACGAUUCGGAAAACGAGACUAUCUCAAUUUUUCACAGCUUAAAAGAACUUCGUUUGACUUACAUACUGAAAUUAAUUUUUUGAUAAUAUUUUCCGGCAUUUUAGUUUUCGACAUUUGUUUGUAUGAGAGAAGUCAAAAUUUUUCUAUGAAAAAUAUAAAAGAAAUUGCACUUUUAAAUGACUCGAUGAUAGAUUAAGGAGAUUUAAUGUUGUUACUUUAUAUUCUAAGAUUAAUUCCAUAGAAUUUAAUAAAAAAUGAAG